AUGUCUUCACCCAUCGUCGAAACAGGAGAGGGAUCAGAGACAAAGCCCUGCCAGAAAUUUGAAGGACACACCAAAUGUCUCGAGGGCGCCAUAUAUUUCCCGGGCGGACAACGAAUGAUGACUUGUUCAUGGGACGGCUCGCUGCGGAUAUGGAACUUGAAGAGUGGGAAACAGAUAGAAGAGGACUGGCGGGAUGGGGAUAACAGUGUGUGGACGAUAGCGUUGUCUCCGAACGGGAGGCAAGUGGUUAGCGGAAGUAAGGAUGGUGGUGUGAGGUUGUGGGACAUCGACACAGGCAAAGUUAUCGCGAAAUGGACAGGACAUACAGAAGCUGUGAGGUCUGUCUGCUGGAGUCGAGAUGGUCAGCGAGUGAUGAGCGGAUCAAUCGAUGGGACUGUAAGGGAAUGGGAUGUGGAGAAGGGAGAGACGAUCCUCAGUCUAAUCGAGACUGGGCACAAAAGGGUAUCGGUGAUGUACCUGGCUUGGACCCCGAGCGGAAAAACGCUUGUCUCCGGGUCAGUCGAUCACUCGAUUAGGACAUGGAAUACUUCAAACUGGAAGCAAAUCGCUGUGCUGGACGGGCACACCGACGCAGUCUUUGGCAUUGCAAUAUCUCCCAAUGGCCGCAUCCUCGCAAGCGCAUCUGCGGACAAGACAGCGCGAUUAUGGAACCUCGACGACAACCAGCCCAUCAGUUCGCUCCUCAAUCAUGCAAAUACAGUGGCCGCUGUGUCGUUUUCAGCAGAUGGAAAGCUACUAGCCACCGGCUGCGAUGACAGCAAUGCAUACAUAUGGGAUAUUUCUGUGAUAUUAAAAGAAGCUGGCCUGGAUGAUCUUUUGGACAGGCCCGACAAGUCGCUACUGGCUGUACGUGAAACUUUCAUCAACAGUUAUCAUUGCACCCAAGCUCGUGCACUCUAG
This is a messenger RNA of Suillus subaureus, 921 nucleotides long. Its product is annotated as WD40-repeat-containing domain protein. Gene Ontology annotation, biological process: mRNA splicing, via spliceosome. Gene Ontology annotation, molecular function: U6 snRNA binding; U4 snRNA binding; protein binding. The record is from RefSeq and is a predicted model, not a curated record. The transcript has 2 exons. Bases 1 to 921 code for a protein of 306 amino acids. Gene Ontology annotation, cellular component: U4/U6 x U5 tri-snRNP complex. Lineage: Eukaryota; Fungi; Basidiomycota; Agaricomycetes; Boletales; Suillaceae.